ACAUAAUGCACAUCAACUAAAUCUUCAUCACCAACAAGAGUUGCAUAUUGUGAGGAACAGAGAAAAGUCCAAAGAUGUCUCAUUGCGACGGUAAGAGCUCAUGGCCUGAGUUGGUUGGAGUGUCCGGAAAACGGGCAGAGGCUAUAAUUGAGAGUGAGAAUCAAUCAGUGAAUGCUAAAAUCGUGCCCGAAGGAUCCUUUGUUACCGCUGACUUCAGGUGUGACAGGGUUUGGGUUUGGGUCGACAAAGCUGAAAAUGUCAAACAGGUUCCACGCAUUGGAUAGAAAGUCCUGAGGUUGAAAUAAGGAGUUAAUUAGACUAUCUCCAGAUUUAUAAUCUUGUUGAAAAUAAUUAAGUUUGAGGAAUGUCAAAAGAUUUUGAUAUUUUUCUUUCUUUUAAUUUCUUAGUUAUGUUGUGCAUGCAGUGCACAUAAAUAGAUUAAUAGGUUUUGGAGGUGUUGUUAUUUGCCAGAGGAACAAACCAGAGUCAUCUCCUGUCAUAUUAAUAAAGCAAAUAUUACUGAA
Molecule: messenger RNA, 524 nt
Organism: Lotus japonicus
Lineage: Eukaryota; Viridiplantae; Streptophyta; Magnoliopsida; Fabales; Fabaceae
Product: inhibitor of trypsin and hageman factor-like
Exons: 2
Coding region: 75-284 (69 amino acids)
Biological process (GO): response to wounding
Molecular function (GO): serine-type endopeptidase inhibitor activity
Source: RefSeq, a predicted model, not a curated record